AUGGACGACCUUCUUCCAUCCUACGAAAGCGUGAUGCGACGCGAUCCCUGGGUGCUCAUCGCCCCCUACCUGCCCUCUCAAGAUUUAUGCUCCGCAGCUCUAGUCUGUCGGCAAUGGCACCAGACCUUCACACCAAACCUUUGGGGUAGUCCAGCUUCACAUUUUGGGGUCGAAAAUGAUACUGUGUAUGUCGCACUCACACGGUUCAAGCGUACGUUGCCUUAUGCGCGAGCCUCCGUACGAGAGCUCACACAUACUUUACGUUUUCCGCCGGCUCAUGCAGAGCUAUAUGAUGGGCCGCAUGCAGAAUGGCUCCGAGACUGCUUGGAGCACCUUCCCCGCCUACAGUGCUUGGUCGUAGACGGCCUACCCUUCUUCGAUCACGCUUGUCUCUUGAGCCUGCGACACUCGAGUUUGCAAUGGAGGUCGACUUGCCCCAACGCGUAUCCGGUGUUCGGCUUGCGCUUACUUGACGCUUCGAGCUGCAUGAACGCUACAUCAAUGGGUCUUGCAGAAGCCCUACCACACUUUCCAGAUCUCGUCUCAUUGGAUCUAUCAAAGACUGCAGCUGCGAGAGACAAGGCAGUUCUCUCUACCCUGAAGUACCUCCGAAAUCUGCGAGUCCUGAAUCUUCGUGGGACUGGAAUCAAGGAUGAAGACUUUUCGAUAGUUGCACAUACGAUCGGCAGUCGUGUCAGAAGCCUUGACAUAAGCAACAACUUCCUAACGGACACUAGCGUUCGACUUCUUCUCGAAUUAUGCCUGAAAGAGACUACCAUCACAGCGCAUAACUCUCGUGGUCCGCUCGCGCCCGUCCAACAUGCAAUCCCCGUCGACAAACCGGAGGCGUUCGAGUCAGAAAACCUUGUUGGUCAUCUCCGCAAGAAGCUUACUGAGGGCUUCGUCGGUAGCCUUGCUAUAGAGGAAACAAAUGAUGUCGGAGUAUCACACUUGUACCUUUCCAACAACGCAGUAACUGUAGAAGGUAUUUCGGCUUUACUGCGAUCUGGGCGCCUGCAAGUCCUGGAUGUAGGCAUACUACCUGCUGUAGUAAGGAAUCCUUCUGCCGUCUCACCAGGAUCACCAGAUGAUGACGUGGAGCUGCCUAGCGUAUCCAAACUUACUCCAGUUCUGACUGAGUACGCGUCGCGUAAAUUGAAAUAUCUGAGGAUCAAUUACGAGUUGAUAACAGAAGACGCGCCUCUCGAAGCGCCCAAAUCACCGCGUGCGGAACUCAGUGGAGAUCUUGGCAUCUACAAGCCUCCAGGUGCGCAUGAACUCGAAGCUGUCGAGCAACCGACACCCGAGCUCGAUUCGGUGUCUAUAGCUGUUCAUGAGAUAUCUGGAGACUCAUUGUACCCGGCUGAGCUUCCUGGUUCGCCUGUGGUACCUCCAUCUUCCGCACCUAUUGAGUCAAAUCCAGGCAGCGCUGAUAGUGACAAGCAAAGUAUCGCAAUCGUCCCCGCGAUAAGUGUUAAUUUACAGCCACUACAAAUCAAUCGAGGUCCUUCAUAUGCCCCGGAGCCCAUACCUGUUGAUUCACCAUUGACCCCACUCAGUCCGCUAAGAAAUGACGAGAACUAUCGACCUGAUUCAGUUGAAGGUAUCGAUGACGCAAGAGAAAAUCGUCCAUCACUCACGCCGACUCAUGGUAGCAACAUGUCGUGCCAGCCGACAAGAGACACUGCGGUGAGGUCUCGAGCGAGCUCCUUCUAUUACAUCGAAGACAGGAAAGUUCGUUUAGACUUUCGUCAAGCAUCGGAACCUCGACUACAUCCUGGAGUACUUCCAAAGCUGCACACUCUCGUUCUGACGGACGUACCAGCCAUGACAACUGACAAGAAAAUCAUUCAUCGAAUCACACAAUUUAUCAAAGACACGGCUGAGGAAGCUUCGAUCGCUAGGAAGCGCGCUAGGCAUACUUACGUACUCCCACCGGGCCGUAGACGUGCCAUUGCAGAAGAAGAGUACGCGCGCAACCAAUUUGCGCUUCGAAGAGUGGUACUUGAAAUGGCGCCUCCUAAGUCAGCGCCUAAGAAGAUCACCCGUAGUUGGCGGGCCUAUCCAACAAAAUCAUCCACUGAAGACGCAGACUCGGAAGCAUUUUGGGAUGCUGCAGCGCAUGACUUCUCCUUCUUCGACGACGAAGAGUGCGGGCAACCCGACCGUGAGCCAAAUCGUACCCUUCCCUUAGCAGCUAUGAGUGGACUGGAACUUGCACCUAGCCGUGCUGCCGUACCUAUAGGGUCUAGCGGGGGUGUACCUGAAACGGGGCCGUUGCUUGAUGUGGUAGGAGAGAUUGGCAGGUUCCGCAAAGAAAGGAAAGCCGUAUACAACAAUUUAGUGGAGCUGGGCGAGUCUGAACCAGACGUGGAGGGGUAUUGGCCUGGGGAUAUUACGAUCCUGAGGAAGAGUGUGAACCCAGAAGCUGGCGAACUUGACUGCUACGGUAACCGUUAUGAAUCUGUUAUAUCGAGCUCAGUACCCGAGCAAAACAAGAGGCGCGUCCUGGCUUCACAUGGUGCAACCUCAAUGGCUGCAAAGCCGGCCAAGUGCAUCUCCCCUACACCCCCAAAUUCCGGUGCAACACCUGCGAAAGGACUUCCUGCGUCGUCCACCACAUUAAAUGGCACAAAGGCGAAACAUGCAGCGAGUACGACUACAGAACCAACGCUGGGCUCAAAGCCGAGGAAGAAGAAGCUAGUAGGAGAGUAA
Molecule: messenger RNA, 2715 nt
Organism: Alternaria atra
Lineage: Eukaryota; Fungi; Ascomycota; Dothideomycetes; Pleosporales; Pleosporaceae
Exons: 3
Coding region: 1-2715 (904 amino acids)
Biological process (GO): SCF-dependent proteasomal ubiquitin-dependent protein catabolic process
Cellular component (GO): SCF ubiquitin ligase complex
Molecular function (GO): protein binding
Source: RefSeq, a predicted model, not a curated record